Molecule: messenger RNA, 2214 nt
Organism: Porites evermanni
Lineage: Eukaryota; Metazoa; Cnidaria; Anthozoa; Scleractinia; Poritidae
Source: the annotation of a GenBank genome assembly
AUGGAAGAUUCGUCUUUGAGUUUGUAUCUCGAGUUCGCCAAACGCAAUCUUGCUAUCGUAGCAAUAAUCACUGACGUUCUCCGAGAAGAAAAGAGAAACUCAGUAGCUGAUUUCAGUGAUUUGACCAGAAAUUUUCCAAAAGUAAGAUCAAGACACUUUGUUGGACGAACAGUUUAUGUUCAUCUCGCUACAACAAACACCACCGACCAGCUGCGAAAGUCUCAAGGUAUAUUUUUUAAUAGUUGAGAUCACAGCGAUUUACUGAAGUUUUUGGCUUAACGGUUCAAACAAUUCUUCUUACGGAAUCAAAAUUUUAAGUCUUAUGUCAAUUUUUAAGGAAAUCUUUACGUAUUACCACGUACAGAAUGUAAUCAAAUAAGCUCUCUGUGAAAUAAAUCACAGAAAAAGAAAAUAGUACUACAAAUUAGUGGUGACUAGAUUUCCUAGGCGCACACACGCUACACCAUCGGUUACUAUCGCCGGUUUUUCAAAUAUAAUCAGUACAUAAACUGCAUAAAGCACGAUUUGAUCACCGGAGGGACGAUGUGAAACUUGAAUGUCUAAUUUCUUAGGCCCUAUGUUAUUUUAUGUCUUGCAAACACUUCUUCUCGUGCUAUAACCGAGAGACCAUCCGAAAAAUAAAUAUAGUCGCCCGAUUAACCCUCUCACUGCCAGAGUGUUUGAUGGAGUUUUUUAAGGUGACUCUAACUUUUGAGUCCAUGGACGAAAUCCUAUGAUGUGACCAUUCAAAUGAAAGCUCUUUGCCUAUAUUUUCACAUGAUGCUAUUUGUUUGUCAAAAUUUUAGAAAAUGAAAUUUGCAAAUUUGGUCGAAAUUUGCCUUUGGCCACAUUUGGCAGUGAAAGGGUUAGAGAAGGGCUUUGUCCGGGAAUUUAGCAAAGACGAACGGCAUUGAUUCCUUAUCGUUUGAUAUAACCUGUAAUCAGGUGUCCUUCUUCCCUUUCUGUUUGGGAGACGAGGAAAAAAACGCCUGUUUGCAGGUUACGUUUGAUACAGACAAGCCACACAGUCUUAAGGCAAACUGCCCAUUUGCUUUUAAUUUUCAACUCUAUUUCCAGUAGAUAAAUAAUUUUCCAAACCAUUUUAACUUGAACGUACUGAGUCAGUUUAUCAGCUUUUCCGUUUUCAAAAGGCUUUACAUUCAACUUUCUUUAAUUCUACGACCUUUUUAAAAACAGGAGAUUUUAAGUUUUGUAAGUUUUGUUAGUUUACAUUGUGAACGAACUACGGAAACAGAUGGUUUCUGAUGUAUAUUAACACACUUGGAAUUUGAUUUGUGAGCCACAAAAUAUAACUAUAAUAAAUGUUUUAGGACUGUACGUUAUAAAGAGAUUGAAAGAGCAGGAGAUGGGAAUGCUUUCUCUGCCGUCUAUUCCCCUACUUUGGUUCUCUUCUCUCCGCUCUGUCUUUGGAAUGCGUUUGAGGAUCAGGCUUAUCAGGCUUUUUUGUGUCAUCUAAAGGAAAGGACGAGAAGCUCGCAUCUUUUCCUUCUUCCCAUUAGCUUUGUUAUAACCGACAAGUUCUACUAGUCGAAGUACUAACUCUCGAUUAAAGACGCUUUGGCCAUCUUUACUUCGGUUGUACUAGCCCCCGGGCGGGGAAUUGGCGGGGGGGGGGGAAGGGGAGGGUACGCCCCUUAAUGUCCUUUAUGGGGAGGCUCCAGCCGGGAACCUUUUUCAGGUUUCAGGCAUGUAAAAGAGAAAAGGGUAAGCAGUUGUAUCCCUGCACAGAGCCACUCAAUAUAACCUCUCGUGCGCAGUUCUCACACGUAAGACAGAGUGAGAUCUGGGUACGAGAUUACCGAAUACAAAAUUUUCUUGAGUAGCUACCACCUAACCUCGAUUUUGUUUUCCUGUGUUAAACAUUGAGCUUAAUAAGAUCUGUUGUAUUUUGCAGCUAUCAUGGUGGUAGAUAAUUCUAGCAUGCUCGUAGUGAUGGCCGUAGCGGGCACGAUAGUUACCAGGCUCGCGCAGUCCACUCCUUCAGACGUAACGCAGUUCCUGGUCGAGGUGACACUGGUGUCGAACCUGCUUUGUACUUUCGUAACUCUCUUCGCUGUGAUUUACAUCAGGAUCGUGUAUCCACAUAUGAUGUACGAAAAACCUGCUCGAACUUUUCACAGCCAUCGUUAUAAGAUCGUCCCGUAUAUCAAUGGCAACAAAGCAAUCAAAGAAUCAAAUAUGCGUUUUGACUGA